CGCAGUGAUGCAACCAGCAGGAAAAGACCGAAGUGAGAGAAAAAUGAAAUGACUCUCCAUCACUGAUCUCUGAACGCACACAGCGCCACAUGGAGGCAGUGCUGAAGAAUGUGGCGAGCACCACGGAGCUGCUGGCAGUGGCGGAGCACAGCGUCGAGGUGGAGCAGUGGGACAAACAAACCGUGCUCAGAGCCUUUCAGUGGGCUCGCUACUGUGAACACGCUUACCACAGAUUUGCCCAUAACUCCACAAUAAGGAGGCUCACAGAGAAACAGCUGCAGGUCACAAAUCAGAGUCUGCAAGCUGCUUUUCCUGCUUACAUGGCAGUCUCCUUCUCUGACCUUGGCUGGUGCCAGUACUUGUUGCUCGUCAAGCUCUUAAACAACCCCUUUCUGCCGAGCUCCAUCUUGAAAAUGUUCUUCGACACCCAGAGUGAGGAUGAGGAUAUGACAGGAUUUUGCAGCCACAUCAUUGAGUAUAAAUCUGCAUGUAAAGUCCUGAAUCCAGUCAUAGACUCUCUUGCCAGUAGUUCUGCUCUAGGCGCUGACGCCGAGGUGCAGGGGGCGAUGCUGAUGGCAAGGCUCCAUGCUUUGCUGGACCAAGGCCAUGAAGCCUGCGGGGCAGAACAUUUUUUAGACUCUGUCCUCCAGGGAUGUGAGGGAACAGAGGAGCAUUUCUGUCUGGUCAUCGCUGCAGCUUUGCUGACGGGGAACAACUUGGCUGCAGAAAAUGCUUCAGAGGAUUUUCUUUUGGACUGGCUGCAGCACAAGCGCAGCCUGCUGCAGCGUCUUUGUUGUGCACUGCCAACUGCACAUCUAAUGCAACUUGCCAAGGAGCACGGGAAAUUCAGGGUUUUGUACUCUGAUGUACUGAAAAAAUGGGCUUCUGCUAUGGAGUACAGUAUAACUGAAGGGGAAUGGGUUCAAAUUGGUAUGAACUCCACCGUGUCCUUUGAGGAGCUGACGCAGCGCUUUCUGGCCUUAUUUGAGGUCUGUCCGUCUCUGAGGGAGGACGUGCAGAAAGAACUGAAAGCUUUGAAAGCUUCUGAUGGAGACUUUGAUGUCAGAGGUCUGAGUGUUUGGGGAGACCUUCUGUCACAAAUAAACAAGUAGUUUAUUUUUAAAUAUUUUGUUUACAUAUAGUAUUUUUGAUGGUAGGGCAGUGCUGGGCAAUCUUAAUUUUAUUUUAAUUUUAUUCAAACAUACAAAGAUGAGCCUGGAACACAGAAUACCGAAUAAAGGUGACAGUUGUAAACAUUUCAAAAGAUGAAAUUCAUUUAAGCAUUGUAAAAACAAUAAUUGGGGUGAAAUAGGCUUACACAGAAAUGCUCCCAUUAUCGAUAUUACUGUCAAAACUUUGGUAAAUUUUCCCCGUCCACUUUG
This is a messenger RNA of Thalassophryne amazonica, 1382 nucleotides long. RefSeq names its product FA complementation group F (gene fancf). Bases 90 to 1112 code for a protein of 340 amino acids. Lineage: Eukaryota; Metazoa; Chordata; Actinopteri; Batrachoidiformes; Batrachoididae. Gene Ontology annotation, cellular component: Fanconi anaemia nuclear complex. Gene Ontology annotation, biological process: interstrand cross-link repair. The transcript is spliced from 2 exons. The record is from RefSeq and is a predicted model, not a curated record.